Molecule: messenger RNA, 1043 nt
Organism: Nyctereutes procyonoides (raccoon dog)
Lineage: Eukaryota; Metazoa; Chordata; Mammalia; Carnivora; Canidae
Product: cyclin-dependent kinase 2-associated protein 1
Exons: 1
Coding region: 49-312 (87 amino acids)
Cellular component (GO): cytoplasm; nucleus
Source: RefSeq, a predicted model, not a curated record
UACUGCGGCGGGUGUCAGGCUGGGAGUGUCCACCCGCCCUCCACCAGUAUGGCCACAUCCUCCCAGUACCGCCAGCUGCUGAGUGACUACGGGCCACCAUCUCUAGGUUAUACCCAGGGAACUGGGAACAGCCAGGUACCCCAAAGCAAAUAUGCUGAGCUGCUGGCCAUCAUUGAAGAGUUGGGGAAAGAGAUUAGACCCACCUAUGCAGGGAGCAAGAGCGCCAUGGAGAGACUAAAACGAGGCAUCAUUCACGCCAGAGGACUGGUUCGAGAGUGCUUGGCUGAGACGGAACGGAAUGCCAGGUCCUAGCUGCCUAUCAGCGUAGAAGGUUUUCCAUCUUCUUCCAAGACCAGAAGUUACAGCUCAUCUCCCAUGUUCAGAUGAAACUCUUGUUUUCAAAAUGGUAACAGUUUGGUUUCUCCUUCCCGUGUCCCUCCCAUGGUUCAUGAGGCUCUGAGAUUGAGAAAUACUUUGCAGUUGACUAGGAUUUACAUUUUAAGUAGGAAUUACCCAGGGUUUUUUGUUUUUAUUUUUAUUUUUUUAAGCAUUUUUAUUUUUUUGUUUUCUUUUUUUUUAAGCAUUGAUUUAAAAGAUGCACGUAAAAGAUCCCUAUCUCACAGCAGAUAUCCCAGCUCCUUUCAUCCUCUUUUUGGAGUACACUUAAGUUACUCAGAUUGUUUUACACGAUCUUUCAUAAGCUAAUACAACUCUGAGGGUUUUGUUUUGAGUGCAUACGUUUGCCACAUGGUGUGGAUUCUGCUUAAUGUAACUUCUUUUGAGCUUAAUUAAGCAUUUGCUUGCAUGACUAUUAGUGCUUUGAGGUCAAUUUAAAAAAUGCACAAGUUAUAAAUACAGAAGAAAGAGCAACCUACCAAACCUAAUCUAACAAGAACUCCCCCUCCCCCACCAAAAUUUUCCAACUAAGACUGUGUGGAUUUCAGUUCUGCUUUUCCUGUAAGUUGAUCCAAACAUCUGGAAGAAAAUGACUAAAACUGUUUGCAUCUUUGUAUGUAUUUAUUACUUGAUGUAAUAAAGCUUAU